This is a messenger RNA of Sclerotinia borealis F-4128, 1830 nucleotides long. The record is from the annotation of a GenBank genome assembly. NCBI's taxonomy places the organism in Eukaryota, Fungi, Ascomycota, Leotiomycetes, Helotiales, Sclerotiniaceae.
AUGCAGACCCAUUCUCUUCCACGUUUGCUCUUUGUGCUCACGUCAACGAUUGCAUGCAUCCAAGCAAGGAGCACAUCUCGGGGUCGCAUGCCAUCUAGUGGCUUUGGCAUACCUGGGGUCGACGCAUCGUAUGAUUAUGUCGUAAUUGGUGGAGGCACUGCUGGUAUCACAAUUGCCUCACGGCUUGCUGAAAAUCCCAGUGUAUCGGUGGCAAUCGUCGAGGCAGGAGGGUUCUAUGAGGUAGACAAUGGAAACUUCAGUGUCGUUCCUGGCCUCGCAUUAUCUGCUCCCUUUCUUGGAACCGCGGUACCUUUCCAGCCGCAGCCUCUCGUGGAUUGGGGACUCGUCUCAACUGUGCAGGCUGGUGCCGGUGGACGGCAGAUUCAUUAUGCCCAGGGGAAAAAUUUGGGGGGUGGUUCGGCGUUGAAUUCAAUGGCUUUCCAUCGGGCAACCAAUGGCACGUAUCAGCGAUGGGCAGAUAUUGUGGGGGACGAGUCAUACACUUUCGCCAACCUCUUGCCGUAUUUUAUGAAAUCGGUUCACCUGACACCACCUAACAAAGCAAAGCGCAACACCCAUAACGCGACGACUUUAUAUGACCCAAGCGUUUUCAGCCGUUCUGGUGGACCUUUGCAGGUGUCCUGGAGCAACUGGGUCGACCCUCCUUUCACGUGGUUCCAGCAAGCUUUCAAAGCAAUUGGCCUACCGAUUAGUCCAGUAAACUUCAACAGCGGCAUUCUCUCUGGUUUUGCGGCCUGGAUUCCCUCGACAAUAUCUCCCAGCGAUGCUACUCGCUCAUCCUCGCAAACUUCUUUCCUGACUCAAUCAAUCGAAUAUCCGAACUUGGUCGUUUACACUCAGACCAAAGCAACCCGUAUACUGUUCAAUGGCACUGUUGCGUCGGGGGUUUCUGUCUCUACACAGGGGGUAAAUUUUACUUUAUCAGCCAAGAAAGAGGUCAUCCUCUCGGCGGGAGUAUUUCAUUCACCCCAACUUUUGAUGUUAUCAGGUAUUGGACCAAAUGAAACCUUGUCACAAUAUAACAUCUCUGUUAUAUCUGACCUUUCUGGCGUGGGUCAGAAUUUAUGGGAUCAAAUAAUUUUCCCUGUCGUCCACGCAAUGGAUAUCCCGACCAGUGCACAACUCAUUACGGAACCUCAAUACUCCCAGAAAACCUUACGACAAUAUUUGAAGCAUAAAGCAGGUCCUCUGAGCGCAGAGAACGGUUUCAUCGCAUUCGAGAAGAUUCCAGAAAGUCUCCGAAGCAAUUUCACCGCUGCGGCGCUCUCAGAUCUGGCCUCGUUUCCCUCCGAUUGGCCGGAAGUUGAAUACGUCUCGAACAGUGGCGUGGGCGUGGGUUACUUGCUCGCGACGCUUGCAGCUUCUGUAUCGAGAGGCCACGUAACGAUGAGUAGUGCAGACGCUUCCGUUCCACCAGUAAUCAACCUAGGAUGGCUGAGUGAUCCAAACAAUACGGAUGCACAAGUGGCUGUUGCAGCAGUAAAGCGUAUACGAAAAGCUUGGGCAUCGAUUUCCGCAAUUACUACAGGCCUCGAGCUAGUUCCAGGCCCCAGUGUGGCAAGCGAUGUAGAGAUUUUGGCCUAUAUCCGUGACUCUACGUCAACGAUAUAUCAUGCAGCUGCAACUUGUAGCAUGGGAAAACUUGGCGCUCCAGGCGCAGUCGUAGAUUCUAAGGCUCGUGUAUUUGGUGUUCAGGGAUUGCGGGUGGUAGACAAUUCCGUGGCGCCUUUUGCCGUGCCGGGACAUCCACAGUCUACUGUGUACAUGUUAGCGGAGAAAAUAGCGGAUGUAAUUCUAAAAGGGAAGUGA